UUUAAUCAUUUACAUUAAAAUAUAAGUAUUGAUUUAUUUACUGUAUAUAGUUGCUCUGUCACCCGGUAACGCCCGACAUGUAAGAGGAAUUCUAGUAACCUCACGGGUCCAAUUUAGGUGUACAUCGACAUAUUUUGGAAUAUUUAUGCCCCCCCUGGAAAAACUCAGGAUAUAUAUGUUAAAUGCGACCUAGGCCUAGUCAAUAGAACCCGAAUUAAAGAACUUAUCAAUGGAAAUAAAUUUUAGAAAUAGUCUAGGGUAGUUUUUGUUUCGACAAUCUUUAGUGAGUGAAUCCUCGGUAAUUUAUGAGAGAUAUUCGCUUUCCUCGUGAUGUAGCCCCAUGUAACUUUAAUUGGUUGGUAACAUUAGAACAAUGUAAACGUUAGCACUACAAGACCGUCGAUGUAGCCUACUGCAGCGCCCAGCGUAUCUUCUGACGAAUGUACACAGUUACUUAUGUUCAUGAAUAUUUUCGGGCGGAAACAAAUCCUUUUUCAUAUUUUACUUGCGAGUGUAAGAUUUAUACUUUUAUCCUGUAUACGAUGACGGAAUGUCCAGUCAUGGAACGUGUGUAAUCAAGUCAAAUUUACCGGGUAUAAACUUCUAAAUGAUCAACGCUAAAGCCUGUUUGAGACUCGGCACGGAUAACCUUCCAAAAUACGCAUUCCUUGAGAUAAAACGUAGGAUUUUCUUAUAUUUUGUAAUGAAUUUUUGUAACCCUAUAAUAUGUCAUAAAUAAUAUGAAUGAUAUGAACAUGAUGUGUGAAAUAUUAGCAAAAUAUGUCAAUUUAUCGGGGCAAAAGUCAGCCAUAUUGGAAAAUCUUUGGUUGUCAUGGCGACCACCAAGUCACGCCACCCAUCUCCGCUUGGGCAUCCAAAUACGAUGAUAAUAAAUACUUUCACGUUGCUUUAUGAUUGUUCCAUGCCUUUCAUUUACACAUUGUAUAACUUGCUUCCUGAUCACUAACACUGAUAUUACAUUUAAAUAUUACAUUUAAAUCACAUGUAUUAGAUCUAGUAAGCAAGCAGUUUGGGCCAAUAUUUCAAGACUCUUUAGGCGGACUCUUUCAUUGUUAGGCCCAGUUACUUGUUCAAGAAAUGUUUUGAAUCCAUCCCCAAUUUAUCAACAUUAUGCCAUUAGUUUUGCUAACGCUUUAGCUUUUAUUAGUUCUGGUACAAUAUGCAACGUGUGCAACUUGUCUAUUUUGUUACCUGUAAAAACCUUAUCUAUAUGGCAUUAGCAAACAUUUUUGAUAGCUCUUUGGUUUCGUUACGGCGUUCACAGCCCCAUAUAUGAAUGAUAGGGUAUCUCAGUUCUCUAGCACUAGGCUAUAGGCCUACGUCGCUAUGUAAGUUCUCUAGCACUAGGCUAUAGGCCUACGUCGCUAUGUAAGUUCUCUAGCACUAGGCUAUAGGCCUACGUCGCUAUGUAAGUUUAAUAAUCGUGAACGCCAUCCUGUUUCACCUCUCCUGCCACACAAAGCUUCAUUGCAAGAAUAAUUGCAUUCCGCGAAGGUAUUUUUCACUCCGAAGGUUAACUGUCACUUAUUCUCUGGAGGUGAAACUAGAAUAAAAUUAUCGAUAAUAUUUAUAGAUAUACCGCGAAACAUAUGAAACUGUCGGUUCCCAUCAUCUGUCUUGUGUGAGCACCCAACCAACCUUAUUAACACUCGCUCCUUCCCCAGGACCGCGUCCCUCUGGGACCCCGAGGUCUUACCACCACCUCCCUCCCCAUGUCCGACCCUCCAACCAGCGUAAAUGUAGACCAGGUGUCUCCCCCCUCAACCGCCCUACCCCCACGCCCAGACGUAAGGUCACCCUGAACUGCCAGAGUCCCCUGCCCAAGAAGCACAGGCCUAAGGCUGUGAAGGUAUAGAAAUAUUUUAGUAAAUAUAACCUUAAUCUUCUUGCGGAAAUAAAGAUAUCAACUGAUAUAAUAAUACUUUACAUGCAUUGAUAAAUUGUGGAAGACAGCUAAUAGCCCAAAUUAUCCUUAUUUUAAAUGUUCGUUUUAAGUCAGUAGUCAUUAAAUAUGGUUCACUAUUGAAAGAACCGCUUUGGCCAUGCCUGUGUGGCAAAUAAUGAUCUGGAACAGACCACAUGAAGCGUCACAAAAUCUCCCUCUAUGCCUUUGUAUUUCCAAGAGAGAUGCAUGUAGGGAGAUUCUGUGAGAGGGCGAGGUAAGGACUGAGCGAUGCAGUAGUGAUAACAAGUGCAUGAUUUGAUCAGUGUACCAUACAUGAUGGGGCAGGUCUUCCCACCUUGGCAAUGACUGCUCUUAGUAUUAGUAUGUAACUAUGUUGUGGGAAUUUGUUAUGGUCUAAAUCUAAAACUAAUAUCAUCCAUGACCUAGAAGUGUCCCUCUGUCAAGAAAUCUGCUGGCCGCCCUCACCCCUUGGACUACAGCAAACCCAGCUUUAAACGUCCACAGGUAGGACCUCAGUCAUGGGUGCUGUGACCUCAGAAUAUCGUUCCCCACAGUGUAGGAUCUCCAUAAAUGACACUGUGGCCUCAGAAAUUAACAUCAACAAUAACUAAUAAUAUUUUUUUCAACAUGAGUCAUUGCAAAACCUUAUCCUGUUAUAGGCAGUUUGCGUUUUUCUUACAUCACGGUUAUUACUGUCAAAGAGGGUUUAUUGGGUUCAAUGGAAUUUUGUGUUUUUCUUCCACUGAUUUUUCUCACAAUUUUUUAAAUAUAUUUUAGGAAAGGGGUCUCCGGGUUUGGUAUGAUGAAGACAAGGAUGACAAGGACUCUCCAUGCCUGCAUCCCUCGAGUAGGAAGAGCCGUCCCACGGAGCACCAGGCUGAGGACAGUCUGGUUCCGGAGGAUGAUCACUCUCCUCAUCUGCCUCCUCCCUCAAGGAGGAGCUGCCACACCAAGCGAAAGACAGACCACCGCAUCGAGAACCAGCUGGUUCCAGUCUUUGCCAGGAUGAGUCUGGAGGAGGUCUCCAGGUCUGAUGCUCCUGCUCCUGCUUCUGCUGCUGAUGCUGAUGCUGCUACUGCUGUUGUUGCUUCAGAGAAUCAGGAGGCUUCUUCACAGAAAGCCCAGGGGUGUUCUCGCAAGAGGAAGCUCGGUGAUCUGAAGCAGGAGUUGAGCAACAAGCAGCGCAAGGUGGAAGCCUCCCGUCAGGAACUCCAGGCCAUCAUUGACAGGAAGCUGAAGGAGCUGAGACAGGAGAUGGUGGAGCUGAAGCAGGAGGUGAAGGAGAGGGAGAGGAAGGAGAGGGCAGCCUUCCAGGUUACCAUGGAUACACAGAGUGGCCGACGCAAGGUGUGGAGGAGAAAGCAAGGCAACUCCUCUGCACAGAAGACGUCCACCCAGCCACGCCCACUAAAGAGACUGCCUGACAACUCCCAUCAUUCAGGGAGCACCGAGGCAGCCUCGCAGUGAUACUUCAGUGGUAAGUUGGAGUGUGCAUGUUAAUUUUACAUUAGUUGAUAGUAAGAUAGGUAGAUAGGUAGGUCUCUGUACGUAGGUAGUUGGGAGGAUGGUUCCAAGGGUUUGACACAAUUGACUCUAUGUAUGCAGGGUAAGUGAC
Molecule: messenger RNA, 3542 nt
Organism: Haliotis rufescens (red abalone)
Lineage: Eukaryota; Metazoa; Mollusca; Gastropoda; Lepetellida; Haliotidae
Product: stress response protein NST1-like
Exons: 3
Coding region: 2933-3394 (153 amino acids)
Source: RefSeq, a predicted model, not a curated record